UUGUGUAGUGUCACGAUCGUCCAUGUAAAAUAAGGACAUUCACAUUAGCACACUUUAUAAAAAAAUAUAAAGAGUAAUUGAGAACCAGAUGUACCUAUAAGUAGUUAAGUUAAAAACUUUUCACUUCUCAGUUCACUUCAAGCAUAGGGGUACAAUUUCUCCACAAAAUCUUACAGCCGCAACGUGAAUUUACUUGUACAACUUGAGAAAAAUGCCUUUACCGCAAGUUGCGCAGCAAAACAAAUGUAUCACCUUAAAAGGGUCAGCCGCUAUGGUACGUCAAUAUCUCGAGUAUGGCAUGAGUAACGUCCUCUAUCAAAGAGGAGCAUGUCCUCCCGAACAUUUUGAACAAACAAAAUAUUACGGUCUGAACUUGUUUAAAGCCACUCAUCGUAAACAUGCUGAGUACUUUGCUCAUGUACUUGGCCAAAUUGAGAAUUUUCUUGCUGAAAAGGAGGUGGCUAGCGUUACGCUGGUUUUGAUAAACAAAGAUACAAGAGAAUAUCUCGAAAAUUGGAAAUUUAUGAUUGAUUAUGAAGAAAAGUGUAGUACUGCUGCAGCUAACUCUUAUGGCAGCAAAGAUCCGCAAUCCAUUCAAAACGAAAUAAGUGCAGUAGUAAGACAGAUCUUGGGAACGACAACCGUAUUACCUUUGUUGAAGGAAGAUAAAAUAACGUAUGAAAUCCACGCUUCUCAAAGGCCAGGAGUUCCUCAGUGGAAUGGUUGGAGAACUGUGACAGAAAACACUACCAUUGCAAAUCAGCAAACAAUGCAAUUUAGAUCCUUUUCAACGUCGAUCCAUAGUAUCCAAAGUACCGUGUACUACAAGGGAGCUUAAAAAAAUUAAUUUUCCUUAAACAAUACUAGGAAACAUUUUUUGCGCUUUGAAUUUUUUAUUUUACUUUUCAUACCAGGUUUUGUCUUUUGC
This is a messenger RNA of Copidosoma floridanum, 928 nucleotides long. RefSeq names its product mitotic spindle assembly checkpoint protein MAD2A-like. Gene Ontology annotation, biological process: mitotic spindle assembly checkpoint signaling. The record is from RefSeq and is a predicted model, not a curated record. Gene Ontology annotation, cellular component: nucleoplasm; kinetochore; cytoplasm. Lineage: Eukaryota; Metazoa; Arthropoda; Insecta; Hymenoptera; Encyrtidae.